Molecule: messenger RNA, 1001 nt
Organism: Zonotrichia leucophrys gambelii
Lineage: Eukaryota; Metazoa; Chordata; Aves; Passeriformes; Passerellidae
Gene: RNF212B
Product: ring finger protein 212B
Exons: 12
Coding region: 184-870 (228 amino acids)
Biological process (GO): homologous chromosome pairing at meiosis; protein sumoylation; reciprocal meiotic recombination
Cellular component (GO): synaptonemal complex
Molecular function (GO): SUMO transferase activity
Source: RefSeq, a predicted model, not a curated record
GGGAAACCUUGGAAAAAGGGAAUUUGGGCGGGGGGAACCCCUAGGGGAAAAAAAAAGAGCGGGUCGCAGCAGGGACACCACCGAACCGCCCGGUAUUGAGUGGGGGAAUUGUGCGAAUUGCCCGAAUUGUUGAGGCUCUCCUGUGUGGAGGCAGCACAGGCAGGUCCUCGCUCCAGCACCACCAUGGACUGGUUCCACUGCUGUCGCUGCUUCCGCCAGGAUGGCGCCCGCUUCGCCAUCACCAACUGCGGCCACAUCCUGUGCGAGGGCUGUGGGGGCUCAGGUCCCUGCCCAGUCUGUGGCACUGCCUGCCGCUACCUGCCCAUAUCUGAUCAGAUGCGCCCAGAGGAGAAGGUUUUCUUCAAGAACCCAGUGGCCCUCGCCCUCAAGCACCUUGCCCACAUCACGCAGGUGUGGCGGUUCCAGACGGCACAGGCACAACUUCUGGUGGACUUGCACCGGGACAGAACUCGGCGGGUGCAGGCAGAGCUGGACAAGGCCAGAGAGGAGCUGGGGGAGAGGAGGAGGGAGCUGGAGUCACUUCGCCGGGAGAAUGAGGAGCUGCGCCGCAUGCAGCUCUCCCCAGGCUGGCACUGGAGAAGCCACAGCAGCACCCCCCGUCCCUCCCCCACACAUUCAGUCACCCCCCAGCCCCGCCGGCAGCUCAGCAGUCAAGUGGUCAGCCGCUUGGCCCCACUGGAGCCCCCCCAGUCCCACAGCACCCCAGGAUGGCAGGCUGGCGUAGCCUACAGAAAUUCAGGGACCUCCAGUGUAGGGCCCCCGUUGGCUGGGACAAGCGAGGUACAGGGCUCUGCUCUGCGGCUGGCGAGGGGCGGGUGCUCCCAGUGGGAUCUCAACCGACGGCCAUAAAGGACAGAGAUCUCUGACGGGAUCCGAGGCUCCUGAACAGGAGCUCCGGGGCUUCCCUGGAUGUUAUACCUGGAGAUAGCUGGGGGCAGAAGUUGUUAAAAAGGAAUAAAAAAAAAAAAAAAAAAAUCCAA